Rhopalosiphum padi (bird cherry-oat aphid) is the source of this 490-nucleotide messenger RNA. RefSeq lists its product as uncharacterized. The transcript is spliced from 3 exons. Bases 110 to 421 code for a protein of 103 amino acids. The record is from RefSeq and is a predicted model, not a curated record. Lineage: Eukaryota; Metazoa; Arthropoda; Insecta; Hemiptera; Aphididae.
AGAUAGAAAAACUGGAACAAAACCGGGUGGUCAAAAGAGGGUAUGUGAGAAAAAAAAUAAUGGAAAAAAAUCGAAAAAAAAUGUUUCUUAUCGAGAUAAAAUUGGGAAAAUGAUGAAAGAUCACAAAAUUGCACUCGAAGUCAGAAAUUCAAUGAGCAUUCGGCAAGACGAUGGGAUUUUAAUUGUAAAGGCACCUGCUGACGAAAAAUCGACUGACUAUUGGACGUUGUCGCAUUAUAAAACAAAAAACAUUGAGCAUGUUGAUUCUAAGGACAGAUGGAAACAUGCUGAGUGUUCGAUGAAACUUUCAAUAACCGAUCAGGCAAAGGACCAAGCCAUAUCGAGUGAACUAAAUGAAUUGGUUCAAACACUUUUCGACCGAUUUAUGAAGGAUUCAAAGAAAAAAAUUACACGUAUUUGAUAUGUAAUAAACUAUGUUUAUAAUAGUGGUGGAAAUCAUUUAAUAAAUAAUAAAACUUUAAUUACAAUA